AUCACUGAGCUAGAAAAAAAAAUCUGUUUUGGUGCUUCGCGGCCGCCGUAGUCGACACCUUGCCAUCAAUCAUGGCGUUCAGAAACUUUAAGACGCGUCGAAACUUCCUGAAUUGAAAUGUGCUUCACUCGGUAACACCCGGUUCGCCACUUUCCGCAUCUUUCAGAACGAAUAUACCUCCACGUGUGUGGGGAAAAUGGCACUUUUGUACCUUAACGACGAGCGUUGUGAAUGCGGACCAACGCCGACCGGUGAAAGAUGCUAACGUUAGCUAGGUUAAAAACUUCCGCCAAGUUAGCGACGUAGCUCGAUUUUUGUCGUUUUUUUGCGAUUCUGUGUCCUUAAAUGUAGCGAGACGCCGUCUUAAUCAAAAGUGGUGUCUGUUUUGAGUGUGUUCGUAUACAGUUCGGGGCGACAAUGUUGCGUUUUCUGCGUUACUGCGUCAGCCACAGCCUCGGAGUGGCCAUGACCCGACUGGAGGGAGUCAACGGGGAGGGCGGCUCGUGGUCGUCGGUCCGCUGCCUGGGCUACAUGUACGGCCUCAACCUGUUGGUGGCGCUCUGCCUGGGCCUCUACGUCCGCUGGGAGAAGACGGCCGACUCCACCCUGCUGCUCAUCUUCAUCUUGGCUUUGCUCGUCCUGGCUUUUGCCGGCGUGUUGUACUGCUACCUGGACACAGAGCGGCUCAGCCUCAGCCUUUUGCACCUCUGGUUCGGCUUCCUGUUCGGCCUGCUGAGCUUCGUCGACGGCCCCGAACUCGGCGGCGUACUCAAGGAGCAGGUGGCCAACGGCAUGCUGCUGUUCAGCUUGACCCUGAGGACGCUGUGGGCGUUGCUGGAGAGGAUGCUGGGGUACGCCAGGCACCAGCCCGCCUUCCUGACCUCGGCCGAGCGGCUUCAGCUGAUUGGUUUCGCCGCCGCCAGCACGGUGCUGGUCCUCCACAAAGCACUGAGCGUCACGGCGCUGGCCGUCGCCCUCGCCGCCGUGGUGGUGGCCCUGAGGAUGAAGGCGGUUCUGGCCCUGUCCAACCUGGCGUGCUUUGCCUACCUCGCCGUGAAAGUCGUCAUCUGCCUCAGAGUUCACGCCAACCCGUUUGCCUUGGGCUGCUUCUUCGGUCUGCUGGUGUGCGACCCGCUCCUCGACGUGUACUUUAGCGGCCUCUCCGUGACCGAGCGCUGGCGGUCCUUCCUGCACCAGCGGGGCUUGUGGCGCCGCCUCUCCUUGCUGGUCCUGCUCCUCGUAGAGGUGACAUUCCUGGUCCUGGCGGCAAAAGUGCUGGGUCACUUGGAUCCCUGGUACCUGACCGUCCCGGCGUUUGCGGCGUGCGCCGUCUUCUGGUCCGUCUGCCACUUGGUGUUCUUCAUCAGCCUCUGGGGCUUCCACGGCAAGCUGAGCAACUGCCAGAGGGUUUUCCUGAGCCAGGGUUGCGGCGCCGUCGGGCUGGAUAAGAUCAUGGCCUCCAAGGGCAUGAGGCAUUUUUGCCUCAUCUCCGAGCGCCUGCUUUGCUUCACGCUGUUGUCCACCUUUGCGGUUCUCGCUCUAUGCUGGCAUGUGUCCAGCAGCAUCUUCUUGAGCGUCUUCCUGCUGGUUGUCUCCGUUGAGUCGGUCUUCCACGGCCUCUUCCACGAGCUGGGCGGCAGCCUGGGGGGGACGUGCGUUGGCUACGGCGUGGUCAUCCCCACCAACUACUGCAGUCCCGACGGGCAGCCCGUGCUGCUGCCCCCCGACCAGGUGCAGCAGCUCAACCUCCGCUCCACGGCCAUGCUGAGCAACAUCCAGCGCUUCCUGGCCCAGCACCUCAUCGAGACGUUCGGCUGCGACUACUCCACGGGCGGCGUCACGCUGGAGGCGCUGCAGGCCAAGCUCAAGUCCUUCAUGGAGCUGCGCACGGCAGACGGGCCGCGGCACGACACCUACGUGCUCUUCUACAGCGGACACACGCACCGCAGCGGCGAGUGGGCGCUGGCAGGGGGGGACACGCUGGGUCUGGAUCAACUGUUGGACUGGUGGCGGGAAAAGAACGGCGCCUUCCGCUCCCGCCUCAUCCUGGUGCUGGACUGCGACCACUCGCUGGCCACGGUGAAGGCAGCGCGGCAGGUGAAGGGCAUCCACGUGGCCGUGCAGGGCGGGGGCGGGCAGCAGCGGGGCGACUUCCUCUCGCACUGGGUGGCGUACAACUGCGACGGGGACGGCGGCGCCCCGUGGUCGCGCGGGGCCGGCGCCGGCGCCCCGACGGCCGCCUAUGGGGUGUCCCGCCGCUGGAGCGACUACACGCCGAACCCGCCCACCGGCGGUGACCUCGCCGACCACUGGAGGGCGUACUUCCCCCGCGUGGCCCACCCGGUGGUGCGUUCGGCGCUGUGGUGCGGCGGCCUCAGCCUGCUGUGGCCGUGCGGCGCCUGUCUCAGGUGCCUCAAGAGGUUCAAACUCAACUGGUUUCCGCCCGCCGUACUGGACACGGGCCAAGGUUUCAAACUGGUGCGAUCUUAGACGGGAAGUCGGGUGACGGCCGUUUUGGUACGCCGGCAGCCAUUUUGUUACUGACUGAAAAAAAAAAAAAAAAAAAAGAUAAACUGUGCCACUUUUUCCUUAGCAAGUUUUCUAUCCAUCCUUUUUUCUGGAGAACCUCUCUCAACUGAUUUUGGGUGAGAAGUGGGGUAAACCCAGGAUCGGUCGCCAGUCAACGUUCGCAUUCACGGUGGGGUGGAAAAAGUUUUCCGCUCAAACAGAUUUCUCUCUUUUUUUUUUUUUUGUCACAAAUGUUUCCCGUCGUUGGACAAAUUUCAAUAUUGGUCAAAAACAAGUCAAUGAAAAUUGCCUUUUGGUUUUUAUUUAGAUGGAAAAAAAAACAAGCAUAACCACACCAAACCUACGUGGCUCCGUGUGAAAAUGAACACAUAACUGUGGUUUAUCAUAUUUCAUUUUCAGGCCUGAUUCUCACUUAAAAAGGACUCAAGGAGGCCAAAAGAUCCUCAAAAGUUUGACCAAAUGCAGGGAUCCAAAGACACUCGGGAAAAAAAAAAAGAGAAAGUAGAUGAUAUCAGUGUGAAAAAGGUCAUUAUUAAGCCAUUUCCAAAUAUCCAUAAAUGGGGAAAACAGUAGAGCGGUGAACCUUCCCAGGGACGACCAGCCGACCAAAAUGACCCCGGGGGUUUACUGAUGACUCAUCCAAGAGGUCACAAAAAAAAACCUCCGCAACAACCUCCAAAGAACUUAAGGCCCGAGUUCCGGGUCAGCGUUCGUGACGCCGCGAUAAGAAAGAAACGGGGCACAAAGGCCGGCGUGGCAGUUCCAAGAUGCAAAUCACUGUCGAGCGCAAAUCGUUUGAAGAAAUAGGAUCACUUUUGCCAGAAAACAUGAUGAUCUCUUGAGCUCAGCUGGUAAAGCGUUGACCUCACAGUUGGGAGGACCCGGGUUCGAUUCCCGCCCUGUGUGGAGUUUGCGCGUUCUCCCCAUGCCUGCGUGGCAUUUUGAUUUCCUCCCACAUCCCAAAAAUAUACAAAAUUAAUUGGACACUUUAAAUUGCCCCUAGGUGUGAUUAUGAGUGCCGCGCGAUUGGCUGGCUACCCGGUUCAGGGCGUACCCCGCCUCCUGCCCGUCGACAGCUGGGAUAGGCUCCGGCACUCCCCGCGACCCUAGUGAGGAUAAGCGGCAAAGGAAAAUGGAUGGGUGGCUGGAAUUAGCUCUUUGUGCACACUUUAUUGAUGUUCU
This is a messenger RNA of Syngnathoides biaculeatus (alligator pipefish), 3711 nucleotides long. RefSeq names its product transmembrane protein 168-like. The record is from RefSeq and is a predicted model, not a curated record. Bases 418 to 2490 code for a protein of 690 amino acids. The transcript has 4 exons. NCBI's taxonomy places the organism in Eukaryota, Metazoa, Chordata, Actinopteri, Syngnathiformes, Syngnathidae.